Zingiber officinale is the source of this 914-nucleotide messenger RNA. Its product is annotated as transmembrane emp24 domain-containing protein p24delta3-like. The coding region runs from base 73 to 747 and encodes 224 amino acids. The transcript is spliced from 4 exons. Gene Ontology annotation, biological process: Golgi organization; endoplasmic reticulum to Golgi vesicle-mediated transport; intracellular protein transport. NCBI's taxonomy places the organism in Eukaryota, Viridiplantae, Streptophyta, Magnoliopsida, Zingiberales, Zingiberaceae. The record is from RefSeq and is a predicted model, not a curated record. Gene Ontology annotation, cellular component: COPII-coated ER to Golgi transport vesicle; Golgi apparatus; endoplasmic reticulum-Golgi intermediate compartment.
UUAUUUAUUCACCGUAUCAUAGCAACGAAAUCCAACAAGUCCAACGGCAUUAGAAGGAAGGGGGCGCGAGAGAUGAGGCAGCGAUAUGACUUGGUGUUCCCGAAGCUCGCCAUGGCGGCGCCGCCGCCGCUCCUCCUCUUCUCGCUGCUGCUGCUGCUUGCUUCACCGGGCGCGGUCGGCGUGUGGCUGAACCUGCCUUCGUCGGGUACCAAGUGCGUGUCGGAGGAGAUUCAGCCGAACGUGGUGGUGCUGGCCGACUACGCCGUUGUCCGCGAGGGCGAUCACGCUGAUAACCUCACCACUCUCGCCGUCAAAGUUACAUCACCUUAUGGAUACACACUUCAUGAGAAAGGUCAAGUUACUACAGGUCAGUUUGCGUUCACCACAACUGAGGCAGGCAACUAUUUGGCAUGUUUCUGGAUAGAUAGCAGCGACAAAGGCAUAGGGGCAAGUGUUAACCUAGACUGGAAGAUUGGAAUAGCAGCCAAGGAUUGGAAUUCUGUUGCUAAGAAGGAAAAUAUUGAGGGUGUUGAACUAGAGCUGACAAAACUAGAAGCAGCUGUGCAUGCAAUCCAUGACAACUUGUUAUAUCUUAGGUUCAGGGAAGCAGAGAUGAGGACGGUGAGCGAGAAAACAAAUUCAAGGGUUGCAUGGUUGAGUAUUUUGUCACUUGGGGUUUGCAUCUCAGUCUCCAUCUUACAACUAUGGCACUUGAAGGGCUACUUUCAAAAGAAGAAGCUUAUAUAAAACAAUGUUUUGCAUGGUCUUUGUUCUUUAAUUUUUAUUUUAGAAUUUUGGAUUAGAUAAGAAACUUUUAUUUUCUAAACGCUUAUGCUUGUAUACUAGAAGUUGGAUUUUAUGGAUUGGCAAAUUUUUGAGCUGAAAUCUUUCAUUAUUUAUUCUGUUGAGAUUUA